Messenger RNA from Sitodiplosis mosellana (orange wheat blossom midge), 542 nucleotides. RefSeq names its product endophilin-B1-like. The record is from RefSeq and is a predicted model, not a curated record. Lineage: Eukaryota; Metazoa; Arthropoda; Insecta; Diptera; Cecidomyiidae. The coding region runs from base 82 to 444 and encodes 120 amino acids. Gene Ontology annotation, cellular component: cytoplasm. The transcript has 4 exons. Gene Ontology annotation, molecular function: protein binding.
CGCUAAAACCUUGAAUAAUAUCACGCACAAUAACUUUGAUUCACGUAAAGAAAAGGAAUAAGUUCUGAAUUUCCGUUCAACAUGAACAUGAAAAUGCCAGAUUUCAAUGUGAAAAAAUUGGUCAAAGAGGCGGGCAGCACUCUUUCACGAGUUGUUCAGCUAACAGAGGAAAAGUUGGGAACCUCCGAAAAAACUGAACUAGAUGCCCAUUUUGAAAGUUUGGCGGACCGAGCGGAGCAAACAAAGCUAUGGACCGAGAAACUAUUGAGAAAUACCGAGGCAGUUUUGACUCCAAAUCCUGGCAAUCGGGCAGAAGAUUUUAUAUUUGAAAAGAUUGAAAAGAAAAAACCUACCCGUUUAAGCAACUUGGAAUACUUGGGCUUGGAUAUGAUAGAGGUAUCUCAAAAAUCUCAACACUGCGGUUUCUUGACAGUUCCCAUAUAAAAUAGCUCCGAAGCGCCAAUCUACAAACAACAAUUGUUCUACAAUUAAUUCUGGGUUACUACAAUUAAUAAAACAGUUUGGACCAGUUUUGGAGCAUU